Messenger RNA from Bemisia tabaci, 534 nucleotides. Lineage: Eukaryota; Metazoa; Arthropoda; Insecta; Hemiptera; Aleyrodidae. The record is from RefSeq and is a predicted model, not a curated record.
AGUCCAGGGUCCUAAGGUGAAAAGAACAAAAACAGAACGAAAACAUUUGGUUGCGCGUAGCUAGAUUCUAGAUUUGUAAUUCUAAUAUUCUAUUCUAUGUCCUUAAUUCCCUACCUAUCUUCCACCGUCUCCUGUAUCCUGUACGUAGUUCAUUGUUGUUCAAAACCAGUCGAAUGACUCUUUGGGCAAGCAAAAAAGAGAAAUUCAUAUUGUACAACAAUCUUGCGUGCCUGUUAAAAGCUGUUGAGAGCAAGUACACCACUGUAGAUCUCCGGAAUGAGGCAUACGUUUGCGGUAAAAUUCAGGAAGUUGAUGGGAUGAUGAAUUUAUCAAUGUCUAAUGUGCUCUUUUCUGAUCCUUCUGGGAAAUGUUUCAAUUUUGAUAAGUUUUUUGUUCAAGCAAAGAAUAUCCGUCACGUUCACCUACCGAGAGAGAUUUUGAGACUCUGGUUUCUAGUUGUCAAUUUACUUGAAUCAAUGGACUUAUAAGGAUUUGCAUUUUGAGUAUCCAUAACAUUGAUCUUUUGCCUGCAUA